AAAUGCUCCCAAAAAAAGAAGGUUAGAACGAACGCGAAGCCCAGCAAUGUCGCGAAUCUCGCUCCCCUCUUCCAUUGCUCGCUCCCAUCUCUCCUUCCACUGCGCUUCAGCACAUCGGCUCUUCAGCACCAGUAGCCCAUCGGAGAAGCAAGCGAAGAUCACCACCACCAUGGGCCAGUCGACGUGGAGCCGCUCCCUCAGCCAACGCUUUAACCCUGCGGGCAUCUCCCUCUUCGCCGGCGUCGCCGCCAAGCACCCCCACCUUGCCCUUCCCCACAUCUCCGUCCCCGAUAUCCGCUGGAUUGACUGGGCUGAGCUCGAGAGACUCGGCUUCCGUGGCGUCGUCUUCGACAAGGAUAACACCAUCACCGCCCCUUAUUCCCUCUCUCUGUGGCCCUCUCUUUCCCAUUCCUUCCAACAAUGCCGUGCUUCCUUUCCUGGAAAAAUCGCGGUUUUUAGCAAUUCCGCCGGUUUACGCCAGUAUGAUCCGGAUGGUUUGGAAGCUAGGGCUCUGGAAGAUGCCAUUGAAGGGAUUCAUGUCAUAAGGCAUGAGGUGAAAAAACCAUCUGGCACAGCUGAAGACAUAGAGAAGUAUUUUGGUUGCUCUGCCUCGCUUCUUGUUAUGGUUGGUGAUCGGCAUUUCACUGAUGUGGUUUAUGGAAAUAUAAAUGGUUUUUUAACUAUCUGUACCGAGCCAUUAACUCUUUCUGGGGAGACUUUCAUUGUCAAGGAGGUCAGGAAAUUGGAAAAUCUUCUUGUCAAUCGCUGGAGUCAGCAAGGACUGAAACCAUUGAGGCACAAUUUACUCUCAGAAAUCAAACAAUGUGUGAAACCACCAUCCUUGUAAGAAGAAGCUCUUUUGACAUUUAGAGCAGAUCAAUGAUUCUACACCUAAGAAGCUUUUUA
Molecule: messenger RNA, 906 nt
Organism: Dioscorea cayenensis subsp. rotundata (Guinea yam)
Lineage: Eukaryota; Viridiplantae; Streptophyta; Magnoliopsida; Dioscoreales; Dioscoreaceae
Product: phosphatidylglycerophosphate phosphatase 1, chloroplastic
Exons: 5
Coding region: 47-847 (266 amino acids)
Molecular function (GO): phosphatidylglycerophosphatase activity
Source: RefSeq, a predicted model, not a curated record